AUGGAUGCCGUAUUUGAUAUAUGUUACCUAUCGGCUGAGGGUAACAAUGUUGAACCUGAUGAUAUUCCUCAGACAAAGGAAAGUGUGUGGAUUCUGGGAAAAAAAUAUAGUCCUGUUCAGGAUUUGGAUCGCAUCAGACGUGAUAUCACGUCAAUAAUUUGGUGUACGUAUAGAAAAGGCUUUAUACCCAUUGGAGAUGAGGGUCUUACAUCGGAUAAAGGAUGGGGCUGCAUGCUUCGAUGUGGCCAGAUGGUGCUUGGUGUAGCGCUUGUCAGAAUCCAUCUGUCAGCUGAUUGGGUUUGGACUCCAGAUACAAGAGACCCAACAUAUUUGAAAAUUAUUCAGAGGUUUGAAGAAAGGAAGCAGGCUCCAUACUCUAUCCAUCAAGUUGCUUUGAUGGGAGCCUCUGAAGGCAAAGGUGUAGGACAAUGGUUUGGUCCAAACACUGUUGCACAAGUCUUAAAAAAAUUAGUUGUUUAUGAUAAAUGGAGUUCCCUGGCUAUCCAUGUUGCAUUAGAUAAUACUGUUGUUAAGAAGGACAUAUUAUAUCAAUGUGUGGUGAACAAUGACAGAGGUGAUUCAUCAUCCACACCUGACAUUGUGCCGACAGACUGGUUGCCCCUCUUGCUGAUUGUGCCACUGCGGUUGGGACUUAGUGAAAUUAAUCCUGUAUAUAUAAAUGGAUUAAAGAUAUGUUUCCAAUCACCUCAAUCGAUUGGCGUGAUAGGUGGCAAACCUAACCAAGCUCUGUACCUGGUUGGAUGUGUAGAAGAUGAAGUUAUAUACUUGGAUCCUCAUACUACACAGAAAUCUGGAUUAGUAGAGAAUAAGAUGACUGAUGAACAAAAAGAAAUGGACUGCUCAUAUCACUGUAAAUAUGCUUCUCGAAUACCCAUGUUGGCCAUGGAUCCUUCUGUUGCCGUUUGUUUUUUGUGUCGAACAAAGAAUGAGUUUGAAGAAUUGUGCAAUGUUAUAGAAUCUAAAUUAAUGCGUGAGUCCCAACCAUUAUUCGAAAUUUGCGACAAGCGUCCCACGCACUGGGGCCCCAGUACCGCCGACAUUGAUCUGCAGAAUACAUCGUUGUUCACAGAAUUUGAAGACGUAGACCGACAGUUUGACGACUCAGACGACGAGUUUGAAAUUCUGUGA
Messenger RNA from Arctia plantaginis, 1149 nucleotides. The record is from the annotation of a GenBank genome assembly. Lineage: Eukaryota; Metazoa; Arthropoda; Insecta; Lepidoptera; Erebidae.